AUGUACAAGUUCAUCACUCUUUCUCUCGCCACCCUGGCGCUCGGAUCCACGCUGAGCCCGGCCCUUGUCGGCCGCCAGCUCUCCACCUGCGAGUCGCAUACCGGCUACAAGACCUGCGGUAGUCGCUGUAUCCCCACUACCUACUCCUGCUGUGCCGGCCUGAGCGCAGGCUGUCCCCCUGGAGAGUACUGCUCCGGCAAUGGCUGCUGCCCUGUCGGCGAGAUCUGCUCUGGCGGCGGCGGCGUGGACGUCGGCACCUUGACGGAUACCUACACCACCACCAACACGCUCACCAAUGUCCAUACGCACACUGCUACCGCGACUGCUACGGAAAAUGAGGAGAGACCUUCUACCUCGACCGAUACUGAGGCCGAAACCCCAACAUCCAUCUCGUCUCACCCCGUUAUCCCUACCAACACCGCCGUUCCUCCCACCUCGACCCCGACCCCGACCCCGACCCCCAGCGCAACUCCCUCGCCCUCAGCCCCGGGCAAGACUAGCUCCACGGCGUCGCCCUCAUUGCCCCUCUUCACCGGUGCUGCCUCGAACGUGAGAGCUGGAUUUGGCGCGGUUGCUGGCUUGAUCGCAGGAGCUGCUUUGCUUUAG
This is a messenger RNA of Aspergillus clavatus NRRL 1, 606 nucleotides long. Its product is annotated as GPI anchored serine-threonine rich protein. Bases 1 to 606 code for a protein of 201 amino acids. Lineage: Eukaryota; Fungi; Ascomycota; Eurotiomycetes; Eurotiales; Aspergillaceae. The transcript has a single exon. The record is from RefSeq and is a predicted model, not a curated record.